CGCCAACCCAUUCUGGUCGCUCUGUCUGCCACAAUUAUAAAAUAGCACGCCAGUAACGCUUCGCUGUAACGUUACAGCUCCAUUGACGCGGAGAGGACACGCGUUUGUGUUAGGGCUGAAACUCCGGAGUGGUGUCCUUUCCGCUUGCGUCUGAACGUGGCGGUCACCUGCACUUGGUGUUACACUAGGAUAUCUCCAUAGUUAGUUAGCUAGCUCGCCAGCUUCCUAACUACAACCAAAGGUGAAUUUUACCACCUGUUCGUUGGUCAUGUGACGUGUCGAGAGGGAAGGAGAUUACUUUUGUCCGCAUACAGACAAGAGGGAGACCUGGUGGAAAAAGACAGACCCAGCGGACGAGGGGUGGGGGGGAGAGUGUGAGACUCUGAAGAGAGAAGACGGAAGAUCACAGAGACAUGGGUGUGGGGAAGAACACUACCUCCAAAUCUUUGGACUCGGGAGACACGGGGAAGUAUGAGGAGGAAAACAAAAACAGCGAGGACUUUUACCCCAUUCCUGUGGCGGGGAAUGGGGAGGCCCAGUCCAGUCCCGACCAGGACGCCGAGGACACAGAACUCAUGGCCAUCUACGCCAAGGAGAGCCAGGCGGCCGAGAAGAGCUCUUUCUCUGAGACGGUGGACAGUGUAGAUGAUGUCGAUACUCAGCGGAUGGACAUGAUCUACACCAUUGAGGACACGCCUCCCUGGUAUCUCUGUCUCUUCCUGGGCCUGCAGCACUAUCUGACGUGUUUCAGUGGCACCAUCGCAGUGCCCUUCCUGUUGGCAGAGGCCAUGUGUGUGGGCUUUGACCAGUGGGCCACCAGCCAGCUCAUUGGCACCAUCUUCUUCUGUGUGGGCAUCACCACUCUGCUCCAGACCACUCUGGGCUGCCGGCUCCCCCUGUUCCAGGCCAGUGCAUUUGCAUUUCUGGCUCCUGCCCGUGCCAUUCUGUCCCUGGAUAAGUGGAAGUGUAACGCUACUGCUGUCCCGGAGUUCAACAGUACAGAGCUCUUGCACACAGAGCACAUCUGGUAUCCACGGAUUCGGGAGAUCCAGGGGGCCAUCAUCGUGUCGUCCCUGAUCGAGGUGUGCAUCGGGGCCCUGGGGCUCCCCGGCAUCCUGCUCAAGUACAUCGGGCCCCUCACCAUCACCCCCACUGUGGCCCUCAUCGGCCUGUCCGGCUUCCAGGCUGCUGGGGAGAGAGCAGGGAAGCACUGGGGCAUCGCCAUGCUGACCAUAUUCCUGGUGCUGCUGUUCUCCCAGUACGCACGCAAUGUUCAGCUGCCACUCCCCAUCUACAAGUCCAAGAAGGGCUGGACCUCCUACCGCCUGCAGCUCUUCAAGAUGUUUCCGAUCAUCAUGGCGAUCCUGGUGUCAUGGCUGCUGUGCUUCAUCUUCACGGUGACGGACAUCUUCCCGCCGCAGAAGGAGCAGUACGGGUUCUACGCCCGCACGGACGCUCGGCAGGGCAUCCUCGCCGCGGCCCCCUGGUUCAAAGUGCCCUACCCCUUUCAGUGGGGCCUGCCCACCGUGUCAGCAGCGGGGGUGAUAGGCAUGAUGAGCGCGGUGGUGAGCAGCAUCAUCGAGUCCAUCGGGGAUUACUACGCCUGCGCCCGCCUCUCUGGCGCCCCCCCGCCACCCGUGCAUGCUAUCAACAGGGGGAUCUUCAUAGAGGGGCUGUCCUGUGUGCUGGACGGUGUGUUUGGGACGGGCAACGGCUCCACAUCGUCCAGCCCCAACAUCGGAGUGCUGGGCAUCACCAAGGUGGGCAGCCGGCGGGUGAUCCAGUACGGGGCAGCGCUGAUGGUGCUCCUGGGCCUGGUGGGGAAGUUCAGCGCGCUGUUCGCCUCGCUCCCAGACCCCGUGCUGGGGGCGCUCUUCUGCACGCUGUUCGGCAUGAUCACCGCCGUGGGCCUCUCCAACCUGCAGUUCAUCGACCUCAACUCCUCCCGCAACCUCUUCGUCCUGGGCUUCUCCAUCUUCUUCGGCCUCAUGCUGCCCAGCUACCUGCGGCAGAACCCCCUGGUCACAGGCAUCGUCAGUAUUGACCAAGUGCUCAAUGUCCUCCUGACGACGGCCAUGUUUGUUGGCGGUUCAGUUGCGUUCGUGUUGGAUAACACUAUUCCAGGCACUGCAGAGGAGCGUGGGAUCAGGAAGCUGAAGCUGGGGUCGGGCCCCGGGGGGACGGAGCUGGGGGGGCCUCGCUCCUACGACCUGCCGUUCGGCAUGGACUUCCUGCGCAGGCACCGGGUCUUCCAGCACCUCCCCAUCAGCCCCACCUUCACAGGGUACCGCUGGAGGGGCCCGCGCGGAGCCUGCCAGGGCGUGGAGCGGGGAGACGCGGACUCCGCUGGGGGCCAGAGCAGCGUAUAG
Molecule: messenger RNA, 2369 nt
Organism: Conger conger (European conger)
Lineage: Eukaryota; Metazoa; Chordata; Actinopteri; Anguilliformes; Congridae
Product: solute carrier family 23 member 2-like
Exons: 15
Coding region: 414-2369 (651 amino acids)
Biological process (GO): L-ascorbic acid metabolic process; transmembrane transport
Cellular component (GO): membrane
Molecular function (GO): transmembrane transporter activity
Source: RefSeq, a predicted model, not a curated record